This is a messenger RNA of Acanthosepion pharaonis, 711 nucleotides long. The record is from the annotation of a GenBank genome assembly. Lineage: Eukaryota; Metazoa; Mollusca; Cephalopoda; Sepiida; Sepiidae.
AUGCCCUUAAAUUUGCUUUCUUUCUUUAAAAUUCACUUUCUUUCUCUCUUCUUUUCUAUCUUUCGUUCUUUUUUCUUGAUAAUUCUUUUCUUUAUUUCGUUCUUUCUUUCUUUCUUUCUUUCUUUCUUUAGAAAGUCGCUCUGUUUGAUUUUUUGUAUCUUUCUUAAGAAUACCUUUUCAUCCUUUUUUUUCGUGAUAAUUCAUCUUUUAUUUGGUAAGAAACAAAUAAUUUUCUUUUUUUUUUAUUCUUUCCUUUUUUUCUUUUUUCUUCAAUUUAAUUUACUUUUUUCUCUCUCUUCAUUUUCUUUAUUUCCUGAUAAUUCCUUUCUUUCUUUCUUUAUUUCUUUGUUUGUUUGUUUGUUUCUUUUUUUCUUUCUUUCUUUCGAAGUCCCUUUGUUUGUUUGUAUCUCUCUUUCAUUCCUAACUUUUUCAUCCUAUUUUGAAAAUCCUAAUUCCGUUUUUUUCUUGUAUUCUUAUAAUAAUACUUUCAAUAUCUAUCUAACCAAUUUUAUUCACCUUUUUCUUUCUUUCAUUCUUUCUUACUUUCUUUCUUUUCUCAUAUUAUUCGUUAUUUCGUUUAUAAUAUACGUUUCUUUUAAUCUAUUUUAUUUCUAUCUAUCUAUCUAUCUAUCUAUCUAUCUGUCUUUUAAAAAAAAAAUCUUUUACAAGUUUUUGUAUUACAAAAUCUUUCUGAUCUAUUUAUCUAUCUAA